Molecule: messenger RNA, 705 nt
Organism: Epithele typhae
Lineage: Eukaryota; Fungi; Basidiomycota; Agaricomycetes; Polyporales; Epitheliaceae
Exons: 2
Coding region: 1-705 (234 amino acids)
Biological process (GO): regulation of transcription by RNA polymerase II
Cellular component (GO): nucleus
Source: RefSeq, a predicted model, not a curated record
AUGGGGCACGUUCGCUGCUUCGGCCACGUUGUACAGCUGAUCAGCUGGGGGCUGUUGAAGCAAUUUGAGCCACGUAAGAGACCUAAAAAGAAAGGUAAUGGUGAGAACCCGGACGACUCUGGAGCAGAGGAAGAGGACUGUGAAGGAGCGGCAGAAGAAGACGAAGAGGAGUUCGAUGAGAAUGGAGAUGUCAUUGAGGAGAUGGAGGACGAGGAGGAAGAUGACGACGAUGGGGAGGGAUCAGAGGCCGGGGAGGAGGGAGAUGUGUUGGUCACUGACGACAAUGCGGGGCUGGGCGAGGUCAGCGCCGAUGAGUGGGUGGAUGAGAUGGCGGGAAUGACUCCGGACGAGCUCGCGGAGUUUUACAAGAGCGUGCGUCCGGUCCGUGGGGUCUUGACCAAGAUCCGUCGCCUCGCUGUGAAGAUCCGCAAGUCGACGACCAAGUUGCUGCCGGCAUGGAAGAAGCACUUGAUUGAUCGUGGCUUUGCCGUGCUCAUGAUCCCCAGGGAUGUUCGGACGCGGUGGAACUCAACAUUCGACAUGCUGAAGAUGGUCUUGCGGUUGAAGAUAGCGAUCCGCUCCUUCACUGUUGACGACGGCGACCAUGGGAUCGACCUGGGGGAGUUCGCGCUGUCGAGAGCAGAGUGGACGAUUGUAGAGCAGCUGGUGGAUGUUCUGAAGGUGAGCAGAGCGCGCUCGGGUUGA